Molecule: messenger RNA, 1394 nt
Organism: Strongylocentrotus purpuratus (purple sea urchin)
Lineage: Eukaryota; Metazoa; Echinodermata; Echinoidea; Camarodonta; Strongylocentrotidae
Gene: HMX
Product: homeobox (H-6 family)
Biological process (GO): regulation of transcription by RNA polymerase II
Cellular component (GO): nucleus
Molecular function (GO): DNA-binding transcription factor activity, RNA polymerase II-specific; RNA polymerase II transcription regulatory region sequence-specific DNA binding
Source: RefSeq, marked provisional
UGGAAAUGCUAGCUUGUAUUUGAAUGUAUUAAUGAUUUGAAUUCGUCGUUUGAAGGUUGAAGUUAUCGGAGAAGUAUCACUUUUGGCUCUUUCAAACAUUUUGAUCGUUAUCUAUGGACAGUAGCCGUGAACUAUCAGGAGAGGAACCCAGAUCUCCAUCUCCACGCCACGAAACGAGCAAGAUGCGUCUAUCACCUGACCGACCCAGUCAUCACCCAGCCCGACCCCCCGCAUCUCUGGCGUCGCAACCACUCCGCCCUGCUCAUUAUCAAGACGACGAUGAUAGCUACCGUACACACACCCCGCCACCGAGCCAACCGAGAACGAAGGGCUUCAGCAUCGAGAGCAUUCUCUCACCGACGGACAAGCAUCGGAAGUCGCGGAGAUCACCCCCGAUGUCGCCAUCCAGUCCGUCGAUGUCCAGCAAUGGGUACAGUGAAGGGCCCAUAUACGGCUCCACUCGACACCCACUAUCGGCGACCGUUCCGGGGUUGGGACGGGCGGCGUUGGAUGAGCUUGCCGCUCACCGAGCAGCGGCUCUCCAUAUCCCUUCUGCCGCACUCCCCUUCUCUCACCUAGCGCACAACCCUGCCUUUUAUGCCUGGAUGCACGGGGCAUCCUUCUUGCAUUAUCACGGCAUGCCGGCUUUCAACUCGCACCCACCGAUAGCCCAGCCACUAACCAACAGUAGCCGUCUCGCUAUGGCCAAGGAUAUCUCACCUCGACCAACUCAAUCCCAUAGCAGCUUCGGCGAGGAAGGCGGCGAGAAAGACAGUCGUGAUCGCGAAUCGCCCGAUUCCGAACACCGUCGAAAUAAUGGACACGAAGAAGACGAUGAUGACGACGACGAUCAAUCGCCGCAAAAGAAGAAGAAAAAGACGAGAACUGUCUUUUCGCGAAGUCAGGUCUUUCAACUUGAAUCGACGUUUGAAGUGAAGCGGUACCUGUCUAGUUCUGAGCGGGCUGGACUAGCAGCGAAUCUUCACCUGACGGAGACCCAGGUCAAGAUCUGGUUCCAGAACCGUCGCAACAAGUGGAAGCGACAGAUGGCCGCCGAGCUGGAGUCGGCCAAUCUGGCUCACGCCGCCCAGAUACGCGCUCAGGCAAACCUCGCGCAGGUCAGCGCUGCGCAUGCUCAUGCGCAUGCGCAGCGUAUGGUCCGCGUACCUAUACUCUAUCACGAGAAUCAUCCCACCACGGGUUCGAGUCUGCACUCGCCUAACAUCUUGCCUUUCCCGAUGCCGUACCCCGGUUCGUAUCAUCAAAUCAGCUCGUCAACAUCGUCUACAUCAUCAGCGAGAUCGCCCACGUCAACCAGUAUUGUGACAUGAAGUGUGACCCGUUGAUAAUGGAACAAUGCUAUUCGUAUAAAGAAGGCAACUUUCCCGGAUUCU